Messenger RNA from Homalodisca vitripennis (glassy-winged sharpshooter), 1230 nucleotides. RefSeq lists its product as uncharacterized. Bases 1 to 1230 code for a protein of 409 amino acids. The transcript has a single exon. Lineage: Eukaryota; Metazoa; Arthropoda; Insecta; Hemiptera; Cicadellidae. The record is from RefSeq and is a predicted model, not a curated record.
AUGGUCGCUAUUAAAAACAACAUUGCAUCAACACGGCUAGUGUCUGGUGUGAGCAAUAUUGAGCAUUUGCUGGUAAAAAUUGAGCCCUUUAAGGGCAUUUCCUGGCUCCUAGCAGCUUGCUAUAUCCCUCCUCAACAGCAUGUGUCCAGUUACAACAGUCUUCUAUCGUCCAUUGAGGAGGUGUCUACAGAGCAUAAAUUCCACGAAAUUAUUGUAAUCGGGGAUUUCAACUUACCCGGUGUGGAUUCGGCAGAUCCUCUAAAUUGUGUUCACACUUCUGCCUCUAGAGUGAUGCUAUCUCUCAUGGAGCUAUAUGACCUUCAACAAGUUAAUUCUAUUUACAACGGAAGAGGAGUCCUGCUGGAUCUAGUUCUAUGCACAAAUAAAAACACUAUUGUAUCUCUAGAAAUUGAUGCGCUUCUGCCUGCGGAGGAGAGGCACCACCCUCCACUGUCCAUUAUCUUGCACUGCAGCAACAGAAACACCAAGGGUUGCACCACCAAACACUUUAAGCCUGACUUUAAAAGAUGCAAUCUUUGGGAAACUUACAAUUCCCUCUCAGUCGUGGACUUCAAAGCCGUCCUGAGUUCCACUGAUCGCAAUGAAGCAACCGAAAAAUUCCUUUCUACGAUCGCUGAAGCAGUCAAGCUGAACUCACCAUUGAGAAGAGUCGGUGUUUCACCAUUUCCCAGAUGGUUCUCUGCCGAAACAAAAGAUCUGGUAAUUACAAAAAAAACUCUACACAGACAGUAUAAGGAGCGAGACUACCGUCAGCACUUAGGGCGAGUGGAUCAGGGAGUAUCCGCGUACCUUCGUUUCUUCUGGAGCCACGUUAACGCUAUUAGAAACUCUUCCUCGCUGCCCUCACGCAUGUUUUACAACGACAUCGAAUCAAAGGAACCUCAAGGGAUGUGCGAACUGUUCAGGGAUUUUUUCUCCUCAGUGUAUACGAGGCCCACGGAGAUAUUUAUACCUGUUAGUGGUGACCACUUUGAAAACUCCGUUUUUUCAAGACUCUCACACCAAGAAGUAUUGAGCAAGCUGAGGAAGCUCGAUGAGACCAAAGGAUGGGGCCCUGAUGAAAUUCCCCCGAUGGUUUUGAAACAUUGCGGUGGUCUGUUGGCGGGGCCAAUUUUUUAUCUUUUCAAUGCGUCACUGUCAUCUGGUGUCUUCCCAGAAUCUUUUAAAAUUAGUCUACGUUGUUCCCCUCCACAAAAAAGGGGCCGUUGA